GUUCUGUCCGUGCGCUGUGUCGUGUGUGUCACUCACCCACGACACCAGUCCUCGGCCCACGCCGCUCUUGGACUGUUGAAUCUUUCCCUCCCCCACUGGAACUUCAACGUAUACGUGCGAAGCGUUUUCCGCCUGUUUUUGCUUGCUAAAGGAGCAAGCAUGACUCGUGUUGUUCUUCAACACCAUGCCGCCGCGGCAGCCCGUUUGUUCCUUCGACGUGCGGCGGCCGUCAACAGCAGCCACCUCCGACCAUCCUCUCCUACGGGCGCCUCGAUUAGCCAGCAGCAGGCGCGAACGUUGCACUACACUCGGUGUCGUAGCCUCAGUGGAUCCGACAAGGCAUCAACGACGAGCAGCAGUGACGACAAAGACGCUGAUGCAACCGCACAGAGGGCGCCUAACACCGGCACACCUCCCGCCGCCGGGGGCAUCUUCGGAAACCUGCCCGCUCGCACUGCCGCCGCCCGAGCGGGCCGCGGCUGCCUGAUAGCCCUCCCUCUCGCGGGCAUCGGGUUUUCGGCCUGGACUUGCGUUACGGACUAUCGCAGGGUCCGACACGAGCUGAAGCUCGCGCGCGUGGGCCUCGCCCUCGCCGAGAUGAGCUACCAGCGGGACGCCGGCCGGAAGGGAGACGGCGGCGGCGGCGGCGGCGACGCGAACUCGGCAACUCGGCCGACGUUCGACGCUUCUCCCGCGCGCUCCUUCAGCGUUGCGUUGGUGGCAGACGCGGGCGUCUUGGGCUUCCACCUUCUCGCGGCGUACGGGUUGUGGCAUGGCUGGGAUCCGGACCCCAUCGUCAACGCAGAGAUAGGCAACUUGGUCGCCGCGGUCGUGUCGACGGGAGGGGGGUUGCGCGGGGAGUAUCUGGCGGCCAAUCGCAACGCCGCGGAGGCGUUGGCACGCGGGGGAGGAGGUACGCCCCCUAGCGCUCGAGGCGACGGCGGUGGCGAGAGCAGCGGCGGGGGCAGUCACGAGAAUACCGUCUAGCCAAGGAGGACCCGCGAUCCCUCCAACAGCGACGCCGGGAGCAUCUUACUGCAUCGAAAGAAUUGAUGCGGCAGGUUUUGGAAGCAGAGGUAGCGGAGGAGCCCAACUUGUUGUGCUACGUAUCUGAGAGAGGCGGGUGUUGCACACCGCAGAGGUAUGGUGUAGGGUUCAACUUGUGGAAGACUGAAGGAAGGGGUUGGCGACGGCUAUGAACCUACAUUGAGGAGGAGGAGGCCACCAAAGAUUUGUGGCGGGAGCUUGGCUUCCUUCACGAAGCGACAGAUUUCUGCGAAUUGGGCAACAUAAUCGAUAAGCUGAUAAACGUCUUGUGCUUCGGUUGCCCUUUCCUGGUCGGUAGCAUGUUUCAGUCAUCGAGGUUUUCGGUCAGCUGGAGAAGUUGUCCUUCUUUGCAUCAGAACAGUGUCGAAUGAUGAGUUUCUCACCUUUU
Molecule: messenger RNA, 1435 nt
Organism: Ectocarpus siliculosus
Lineage: Eukaryota; Phaeophyceae; Ectocarpales; Ectocarpaceae
Source: the annotation of a GenBank genome assembly